Cladocopium goreaui is the source of this 241-nucleotide messenger RNA. The record is from the annotation of a GenBank genome assembly. NCBI's taxonomy places the organism in Eukaryota, Dinophyceae, Suessiales, Symbiodiniaceae.
GCAAAACUUGCAUCGUGGCAUUGCAGUGGGCCCCACGUUGGUUUCUGGAUGUUUUGGUGUGCUUUGGCAUUGCCAUUUGGCAUCCUCGGUUUGGGUCUUGAACGGAGUCUUGAACGGUUUGGCAGUGCGGGAAGCAGAAGGAUCCAGACCAAGCAUUGUCUAUGAAUUUUAUGGACCUGCCGGGCAAAAGCUCCUAAAGAAGCGACCAAAGAAGAUGAGGCAGAUCCAGCAAGAUAUUUAG